Messenger RNA from Salvia splendens (bonfire salvia), 1605 nucleotides. Its product is annotated as probable protein phosphatase 2C 27. Gene Ontology annotation, biological process: protein dephosphorylation. The record is from RefSeq and is a predicted model, not a curated record. NCBI's taxonomy places the organism in Eukaryota, Viridiplantae, Streptophyta, Magnoliopsida, Lamiales, Lamiaceae. The transcript is spliced from 4 exons. Gene Ontology annotation, molecular function: protein serine/threonine phosphatase activity; cation binding. Bases 73 to 1359 code for a protein of 428 amino acids.
AUUCUUCGAAUCUUUCCUCGCCCAAUCCAAUCUAAUUCUCCGUUGCUACUGGUAAAAAAUAUAUCAUACAAAAUGUGUGUUAAAGAUGCAGAGAAACUGAUUGAUGGAAUGGAAGGUAGUAUGGCUCUUCCAAUUGAUGAUGAUGAUGAUGAUGAUGAUGAUGAUGAUGAUGAUGAUGAUGAUGAUGAUGAUGAUGAUGAUGAUGAUGAUGAUGAUGAUGAUGAUGAUGAUGAUGAUGAUGAUGAUGAUGAUGAUGAUGAUGAUGAUGAUGAUGAUGAUGAUGAUGAUGAUGAUGAUGAUGAUGAUGAAAGCGUGAAUUCUCGUUCUGGAGCUGAUUCCAAGGAAAAUCGUGAUCACAAGAAUCCAUCCGCUGCCACAACCUCUUUUCCGCUGGAGAGUAUUUCCGAAGAAUCGGCUAUCUCAGACAAAACACAUAUGUCGAACAAUUUUCUGCCUGUCCUUCGGUUCGGGGAGUGGUCGGACAUCGGAGGCAGGGCGGAUAUGGAGGACACGCAUGUUUGUAUUCCCGACUUAGCUAUGAAUUUCGGUUAUGCUGCACCUGCUGAGGAAGCUAUGUCCUUCUAUGGGGUGUUUGAUGGACAUGGUGGAAAGGGUGCAGCUCAUUUUGCACGGGACCACUUGCCAAGAAUUAUUGUUGAGGAUGCUGAUUUCCCAUUGGAACUCGAGAAAGUGGUUGCGAGAUCUUUCAUGGAGGCUGAUGCUGCAUUUGCCAAGUCUUGCUCGGUUGAGUCCACACUGUCAUCUGGCACGACUGCACUAACUGCGAUGAUACAUGGCAGGUCAUUGCUAGUAGCAAAUGCUGGAGAUUGUAGAGCUGUUUUAUCCCGAUGUGGAGUUGCUGUGGAGAUGUCAGAAGAUCACAGGCCUUGCUGCGCAAGCGAAAGGAGGAGGAUUGAAUCAGUAGGCGGGUACAUCGAUGAUGGUUAUCUAAACGGGCAGUUAGGAGUGACCCGAGCUUUAGGCAACUGGCAUAUCAAAGGACUGAAAGAGGUUGAAAGCGGCGGGCCUCUGAGCGCAGAACCAGAACUAAGGCUAACAACACUUACCAAGGAAGACGAAUUCUUGGUAAUUGGAAGCGAUGGAAUAUGGGACGUCUUCAUGAGCCAGAACGCGGUAGACUUUGCUAGGAGGCGGCUCCAAGAGCACAACAACGUGAAGCUGUGCUGUAAGGAUCUUGUGAAUGAAGCCAAGAAGCGAGGGGCUACUGACAAUUUGACAGUAGUGAUGGUGUGUUUUCACUCGGAACCACCACCUCCGAUUGUGGUUCAAAGGCCUAGAGUUCGAAGGUGCAUUUCUGCAGAAGGGCUUCAGAGCCUCAAAUUCCUGCUUCAAGGCUAAAUUGGGGCUGAAACAAUUUUUCCAGAAUUUAUCCAUUCUUCUCACAGGUAACAAAGUAUAGAUUAUGAUAAUAAUUUGAUGCUGUGAGCAAUUUGUAAAUAUAUGCAUAUUUAUAUCGACACCCGAUUCUUCCUUCCACAUCGUUGUCGAGUGGUUGCAUAAUCGGGGAGUAAUCACAAGGUUAUUGUUGUAUGUUAUUGUUCAAUGGCUUAAAGGAGAAGAAAAUAUUAAGGCAACAUUUCUGUA